This is a messenger RNA of Archocentrus centrarchus (flier cichlid), 4591 nucleotides long. It is a transcript of the gene smo, whose product is annotated as smoothened, frizzled class receptor. The record is from RefSeq and is a predicted model, not a curated record. Gene Ontology annotation, molecular function: transmembrane signaling receptor activity; patched binding. Gene Ontology annotation, biological process: smoothened signaling pathway; commissural neuron axon guidance; central nervous system development. Gene Ontology annotation, cellular component: cilium; dendrite; plasma membrane. Lineage: Eukaryota; Metazoa; Chordata; Actinopteri; Cichliformes; Cichlidae.
UUUUUUUUUUGGAAGUUGGGGGAGGGAAGAAGAAUCUGCAACUUUCCUGUCCAGCUUGAACGACACAAAUGAAUACUUUAUACUGUUCCAAGUUCAUCAUCCGCUUUUUCUCUGCUUGAGGACAGUUUUCGCGGCUGCUGGGUUUUGGAUAAUGAAAGAAUUCGGGAAAACCAAAAGGGAUCGGAUGAGAAGUGCAGAAUAAAAAAGUUUGGAAGGACUGCGGAAAAACUUUUGAAGCGGUUUUUUUUUUUCACCAUGCUGCUUUGGGAAACUUAUCCUAAAUCUGAUGAAGGAAACGACCCCCUUCUGCUUUCUCGGUAGAUUAGUUUGCUGAAGGACAAGAAAUUAUUAUUUUUUUUUUUAACUUUUUCGCAGUUGAACCCUCCCGCCCCCUCCCAAGAUGUCUUCCCAGAGUUGGAGCCCCAUUGUUGGAUUUUACGGGAUGCUUUGCGUCUCGGCUGCCUGGCUUUCAGGCUGCGGGGCAGUACUGUCUCCAAACGGGACGAUAUUUGAGGAUAACUGCAAGAAGACCACAACUUGCGAGGCGCUUAAAUACAACACAUGUUUGGGUUCGCCUUUGCCGUACACAACAUCUCUGAUCCUGGCGGAGGACUCCAGCACCCAAGAGGAGGCUUUUGAGAAGCUGACCAUGGGUUUGCGCAACGCCCCUCGCUGUUGGUCGGUCAUCCAGCCUCUGCUCUGUGCCGUCUACAUGCCCAAAUGCGAGAACGGCCGAGUUGAGCUGCCCAGCCAGAGCCUCUGUCUGACUACACGUCGUCCAUGUAGCAUUGUGGACCAGGAGAGAGGCUGGCCCAGCUUUCUCAAGUGUGACAAAUUCCCUGUGGGCUGUUCGAAUGAGGUGCAAAAGCUGAAGUUCAACACAUCAGGCCAGUGUGAAGCUCCCUUGGUGAAGACGGACAUUCAGUCGAGUUGGUACAAGGACGUAGAGGGCUGUGGCAUCCAGUGUGACAAUCCUCUGUUCACUGAAGAGGAGCACAAUGACAUGCACGCCUACAUUGCUUACUUUGGCACCAUCACCCUCCUCUGCACUUUCUUCACCCUGGCCACAUUUCUUGCAGAUUGGAAAAACUCCAACCGCUACCCAGCUGUCAUUCUCUUCUACAUCAACGCCUGUUUCUUUGUGGGCAGCAUCGGCUGGCUGGCCCAGUUUCUGGACGGUGCACGCAACGAGAUUGUAUGCAAGAGCGACAACACUAUGCGACUCGGGGAGCCCUCGUGAAAAACGCCGUCAUGUGUCACCAUCUUCAUCAUCGUCUACUACUCCCUGAUGUCAGGCGUGAUUUGGUUUGUCAUGCUGACCUAUGCCUGGCACACAUCCUUCAAAGCUCUGGGCACUACUCACCAACCACUGUCUGGUAGAACCUCCUACUUUCACAUGGUCACCUGGUCCAUCCCCUUUGUCCUCACUGUGGCCAUCUUAGCAAUUGCUGAGGUUGACGGAGACUCUGUGAGCGGGAUCUGUUUUGUGGGCUACAAGAACUACAGGUAUCGCGCUGGGUUUGUGCUGGCACCCAUUGGAGUGGUGCUUGUUGUUGGCGGCUACUUCCUCAUUCGAGGUGUUAUGACAUUAUUUUCCAUCAAAAGUAACCACCCCGGUCUUUUGAGUGAGAAAGCAGCGAGCAAAAUCAAUGAGACGAUGCUGCGGCUUGGAAUAUUUGGAUUCCUUGCUUUUGGCUUUUUUAUAACCUUUGGCUGCCACUUUUAUGACUUCUUCAACCAAGCUGAAGGGGAAAGAGCUUCAGGGAUUAUGUGCUCCAACGUGACAAUCGCCUCUCAGACCACAAGCCCUCCCAAAUGCACCAUUAAAAACCGGUCCCAUCUGAUGGUGGAGAUUAACCUGUUUUCCAUGUUGGGACGGGUAUUGCCAAUGAGCACCUGGGUGUGGACCAAAGCCACCAUCCUCAUCUGGAAACACUGGUGCAAGAUCAUUGGCCGUAGCGACAAUGAACCAAAGAGGAUAAAGAAGAGCAAGAUGAUCGCCAAGGCAUUCGCGAUGAGGAAGGAGCUCCACAAGGAUCCAGAGAAGGAGCUGUCCUUCAGCAUGCACACCGUGUCCCAUGAUGGACCCGUGGCCGGAAUCAAUUUUGAUCUAAACGAGCCAUCAAAUGACAUGUCAUCAGCUUGGGCACAACAUGUGACAAAGAUGGUGGCCAGACGAGGUGCCAUCCUGCCGCAGGACAUUUCUGUUACACCUACUGGUACACCAGUGCCCCCUCCAGAGGAGAGGAACCGCCUGUGGAUGGUGGAGGCUGAAAUUUCACCGGAUAUGAUAAAGAGGAAAAAGAAAAAGAAGAAGAGGAAGAAGGAGGUGCGUCCGGUCGAGGAGAUGGCGGACCACCAGGUUUAUCGUCAGCGUGAGUUUGGCCGCAGCUCAGUGCCCCGUCUGCCCAAACUGCCCCCUCACCCGAGCUUGGUCGCCAAUCUGCGGGAACAGCAGAGGCAACAGCAGAAGAUGGAGGAGGAAAUUCUGCCUGGGUCUUACCCAGACUUCCAACCUUCUCGCCGUCUCUCAUGCGAGGAGAGGUGUCCCUACCUGCAAUACCAGACCAGCCAGAAUGGCUAUGGCCACAGCCUGCUAUCUGACCCCCCAAACUUCAGAGAUCUUCCAGAGGAUCUGGGUCUCAGGCCACGCUUCCCUCCCUCCAAUUGGCAGCCCAGUGGAUCUUCACACUACCCUGGAGAGAUGGAUCCUACUGAUGGGAUAUCAGAGAGAAUGGCCCAUGUGGCUCGAGUACCGGCAGGCCGGAGGGCUGGUUAUGGACCUAUCCACUCUAGGACCAAUUUAAUGGAGGCAGAGCUUUUGGAUGCUGACUCUGACUUCUGAAAGUAUAGCUGAAAUAUACUGCUUUGUGGUACACACACACACAGAAAGUUAAAAAAAAAAAAGUGCUGGAUACUUUCACAAAGUCUUACUAAAGUGCAGCGAGAUCCCAAUGCCUGGACAUUAAGAUGGAACAAAGCUGGUAUAUAUAUAUUUUUUUUUUAUAAAACAUGAAAGGGAUAAAUGAAAAAAAAAAAAAGUGUGAAUAAGAAAAUAUUUUUAUAUUUUAUUUGUAUCCAGUAAAAUUAAAGGCAACUCCAGGACGACAAAUCAAAUAAGGCAGCUAAAACUGUACGUGGCUUGAAACAAUACAGAAACCCAGAUGUGUUUAUCCUGAAGCACCGAUUCAUUCAUCAGCCUGCAUCAGCUCAAACCUGCUGGUUACGACUUUAAGCUGUGUCUCAGUGGGGUCUUACGGUCUUAUCGCUGUCAGUUAAGGAUGAAUUACUUUUCCUGGUAUUAUGAAUAAAGGACUUCUUUACAAGAGAGUUCAGCAAUUCUAGAAAACUAUUUUAAAGUCAGUCUUUUUUGUAAUAUUUAAUUUUUUUUAUUGACAUCUUAUGUCAUGAGUAUUUCAACACUCCCACGGCAGUAGAGGCUGCAUAUCCAGUUUAAUUCAAGUCUUCUCUUGUAUUAUAUGUUUUGCUCUCUCUUUAAGCUACUAUAUAUCCAUGUUCUUAUGUACAGUUAACUUGAGGUACUAACCAUUAUCCUCCCCCUCAUUCUAUUAACACUAAUAUCACAAGUCAGACUUCCUAAAGAAUUUGCAAUACACACGUUUCCACACACCAUAAAACACGGCUUCUUUCUUUCACACUUUAUUUUUGAUGCCUCUAAUAAAUAGUAGAGCCUUUAAAAAAAAAAAAAAAAAGGAAAAUAAGCUACUGUUACUGUGUAGUUAUGUGUAUACAUGCUAUUGCCUGGGGCAAUAAUUCUACACUUUCUACUUUGCUUGGAGAAAAACUUACUUCACAGUUUUGCUGCAUUGGACUGAAAUCAAUUUUUCCUCUUAUAUGGUUCUUUUAAAGGGUUAUUUUUUUACACCUGUAUUUCUACUUUUUGCUAUUCUGUUGUACAUAUUCAGUCAAAACUGCAUCCUCCUCAGUUUUAUUUAAAAAAAACAAAAACAAAAAAAAAGCAAGACAGCUUUUUGGAUGAUGCUCUGCAGGGAGCUUAUCCAGAUCUGAAAAAAAAUGCAUUCUUUUUUAAGUCUCUGUCUUUCUGUGUGUACUGUUUCUCAAUCUGACUAUUAUAUUUCCAGAUGUAUAAAUCACUUGAUUCUUCUGCUCACAGGAUGCUGAAUAAAAGGGAAGAGUCAACCGCUCUAUAAAAAAGAAAAACCUGCCACUGUACUCGUGCUGUAACCAAAAUAUCACCUACUAUUGUCAUGCGUGUUCUUAAGCUCACUGUGGAUAAAUGAUGCUGAAGUAAACUGUUAAAUUGCUUCUUAGCCAACACAGACACAUUUCCUUACUUAGAUGUGUAUGAGAGAAUUAUUUAUGUUAUUAGUAGUUGCCACACUGCCAGCAACAACAAAAAAACAUAGCUGAUGUCCACCUAAAGUUUUGUGUUAAAAAAAAAAUUAAAUGAAGAUUACUUUUGAAAAGUAAGAAUUUGUUUUUGUAAGCUGUCUGAAGAUUAACUGUUUUCUGUGUUUAGUCAACCAACUGAGUAUGAAAAUACUGUCACUUUUACUGUGCAGCUGUAUUUUUGUUUUUAUAUGUAAAUAAAAGUAAAAGUGAAACAGCU